UGGUUUAUCCCUGUCAGUGGCACACUGAGAAACAGCAGAGAUACAAAGAGACAGCACAAACCAUACUGCAAUAAACAGGCGACGGAAGCAGUAAGUGGCACAAACAAAGUCUGAAGACGUCUUUUCGCCGCUGUUAUCACCUGGACGUUGUCAUCUGGAGCUGAAUAUAACAUUUUCAGCUUUGCCAUCAAAUAUUGACAAGAGGAAGCUCUUUUGAGCCAAGAACACAGAGAAAACUAGUUUAAAACCUUUUGUACAAAGUGAUCUGGAGAAUCGCAAGGCUCUCUUAUCACAAACAUCUCCGAAGACAAACGUCCUGCCCUUGCCAUCCAGAUCAAUGGCUGCACGUCCAAUGGAGACGGUGGGCUUCCCGGUUCUACCUGCACACAUCCUGGCAUCGGCUAUGGAGGAGUUUCCCCAGCAGCUGCCUGUGCCCAAGUGUGUGGCCAGGGGCCGAAACCGUACACGGCGGCCCCGAGAUGCCCGGUUCAAGACCCAGCCUGUGACUUUUGCAGAGAUCGCAGAAGUGGAGGAGGAAGGGGCUUCACCUCUGGAGGAAGAAAGGGCAAGACGGUCCUUCCUGCAGUCGCUGGAGAGUCUAAGGAGAAGCACACAGACAUUGCACAACGCGGGAUCCACACAGAGCUGCCGUACCACGUCCACACAGGCUAGUCUGGACUCCAGUGACUCUGACUCGGCACAGUGAAAGACGACAGGAGGAGGGGGGACAAACUGACAGAGAGUGAGAAUUUACAUACGGAGGAAGGAAAGUCUAACAGCUGAAGAGACUGGAAUGCAGUGUGUUCUUCAUAUAUCUUCCUUGAAAAAUUCCUGAUUUACCUACCUGAUUUAUUUUUUAAAGAGAUACUUCUCCUUAAAAUUAAAAUUGUUUAAUCAUUUACUUACACAUUUACUCAGAAGUUGUUUCAAACUUGUAUGUCUGUUUCAAAGAACACAAAAGGAGAUGUUUGGUAGAAUGUUAGGGACUGACGGACUCAGUCACCAUUCACUUUUGGAUCUCUUUUGAGACUGACUGAGGCAAAUAUUCUUCCAAACAUCUCCUUUGUGUACCCCGGAAGAGAGAAACUCAUAUGGGUUUGGAACAGUAGUAGGGUGAGUAUAUAAUGCCAGAAGUUUCAUUAUUGGAUGGACUAUCUCUUUAAACUAGUAAUGUUAUGCGUAUAAAUGCAUUUUAAAUGUGCAAAUUCCAGUGACACUGCAGCUUUUGUUUAAGCUUCUUUUUAAAGGCAAAGCUUUAGUAUGUUGGAAGAUUUCAGAAACCACUUAAAUUCCAUGCAAAUUCCUUGAUUUAUUUUUUUUUUUUUUCACAUGAGGCUUGAGGACCUGAUGUGAGGUUUAAUAAUGAACUUGUGAGACAGAAGAGGUACUAUGUGCUAUUCCAUUGAGAUCUUGUUUAUAUCCUUUGUGCCUGCUUAAAGAUUGAACAGUCAAAUGGGUUCUCCACUGCUGAGCAGGAUGUAGACUGUCAUACUUUGUUAUAAUUGAUUUUUGAGCUGUUAAACAAACUGAAAGAGGCACAACAAGGGUACUGACAGAAAAUGUAUUGUAUUAUUACAGAAAAUAAUCAGUGUUCAGGCAAUGGUGAACGUACUAAUGAACUCAAUGAGGAGCAAAUUAAAUAAAUGUGUCUUAUAUUUAUUCACAGAUUAUUUUGUUAUAACAUAGUGAAAUUAGACAUUUGUUCUGUUGAUACUCUGGACUUGAUAAUGAAGUCACUGUCACUAUAGAAGUCUUUAUACUUAUGAGAAAAGGAGCCUUUAUACUUCAAUUUGACUUUUAUUAUCUUUUAUUAAUUUGUUUCAUACAUUCUUUAAUAUACAAAUAAACUUUAUAGCGUUGCAUUUGUCAUUUAAUUUGUUCCUUGACAAAUUUAUUGUGUUAUUCAGAGGGUUAGGGGUCAGCAAACCAGUUUACCAUUUAUUAUAUAAUGUGAAAUGAUACAAAAAGAAUACAGCGAUCAAAAGAGAGAGCUGUGUAUGACUUUAAAAUGAAAUUGUGAAGUCACUAUCAAUGUAUUAAACCAAAAGAAAAUUAGUUUUUAUAAUUCGAUUUGACUUUUAUCUUUGUUAAUUUGUUUCAUUCUUUAUUUAUUGUACAAAUAAACUUUAUAGCAUUGCGUUUGUCUCUUAAUUUGCUCUUAAUUUGACAUACAUCUCUUGUGUUGUUUAGAUAGUGAGGCAUUUACUGAAAACCAGUUUAAUGAAACGUUUAUUAAAUAAUGCAAAAUUAUAAAAAAAAAUAAUUGAUUAAAGAGAGUUGUGUUGUGACUUUAAAAUGAAAUUGUAAAGUCACUAUCACUGUAUUUAAACUAAUUAAAUAAAAUUAGCUUCGUUUCAUUCUUUAAUAUACAAAUAAACUUUAUAGUGUUGAGUUUGUCCUUUAAUUUGUUCCUUGAUAUAAAUGUCUAGUUGCUUAGACAGUGAGCGGUCAGCAAACCAGUUCACAGAAACAUUUAUGAAAUAAUGCGAAAUAAUAAAAAAAAAAACAAUUGCUAAAAGAGAGUUGUGUGUGACUUUAAAAUUGAAUUUUAAGGUAAUUAACCCUAAUUAAAAAAAUUUGCAUUUAAACUUUGAUUUGACUCAUUAUUUUUGUUCAUUUGUUUUCUUUAAUUUACAAAUAAACUUUAUAGCUUUG
Molecule: messenger RNA, 2655 nt
Organism: Myxocyprinus asiaticus (Chinese sucker)
Lineage: Eukaryota; Metazoa; Chordata; Actinopteri; Cypriniformes; Catostomidae
Exons: 1
Coding region: 338-706 (122 amino acids)
Source: RefSeq, a predicted model, not a curated record